AUGUAUUCUGCCUUUGUGCUGGGUUAUGAAGUUCGCAAGAAAGAUGCUCCACAUAAUUGUGUUGAUGAUGCAUGUGCUGCUAUGAAACUAGUGCUAGCAAAGAUGAAACCUGGAUCCGAUGAAGCUAUUCCUGUAGCUCAAGAUGAUAAUACCAAAAGAGAGGAAGUAUGUCAGAUCAUCCCUGGAGACUUCACCAUUGAAAUUCAGGCUCGUAAGAAAGUUGGAGGUGACAAGUAUUCUGCUAUUGCUACUUUCAAAAGUCCACGGGAGGCACUAAAUACGUAUAAUAAUCUGGACGGAAUGGAAGAAAAGGACUGUCUUUUUCAGGACUCUUCUGGGCGGUCUCAGAAAGCCAUCUCCGUUGAGUUUAAAAAUGGCUCGAAAGCUGUAAUAUGUGUUAGGAAAAUAACACCCGAUAAUCCUCUUGUGAAAUGUUGUGCUAAACGACCUUGUCCAACAGACGCAACACCUGUAGACGGAUCAAAAAAGUUAAAAACCUGUGAAUCUCCGGAUCAGAAUCUCUGUGUCAAUGAUGAUCACGUGAAGGAGAUUGACAGAUUGAAGGAUUUUCUUAGCCAAAGAGAUAAAGAAAUUUCUAGCCUGCACAAGAUUGUAGCCGCUCUGACAAGGAAACACGUGCUUUAA
Messenger RNA from Spinacia oleracea (spinach), 645 nucleotides. Its product is annotated as small RNA degrading nuclease 1-like. NCBI's taxonomy places the organism in Eukaryota, Viridiplantae, Streptophyta, Magnoliopsida, Caryophyllales, Amaranthaceae. The coding region runs from base 1 to 645 and encodes 214 amino acids. The record is from RefSeq and is a predicted model, not a curated record. The transcript is spliced from 5 exons.